This is a messenger RNA of Astyanax mexicanus (Mexican tetra), 2142 nucleotides long. Its product is annotated as cytochrome P450 2J2. Gene Ontology annotation, biological process: xenobiotic metabolic process. NCBI's taxonomy places the organism in Eukaryota, Metazoa, Chordata, Actinopteri, Characiformes, Acestrorhamphidae. Gene Ontology annotation, molecular function: oxidoreductase activity, acting on paired donors, with incorporation or reduction of molecular oxygen, reduced flavin or flavoprotein as one donor, and incorporation of one atom of oxygen; iron ion binding; heme binding. The coding region runs from base 108 to 1601 and encodes 497 amino acids. The transcript has 9 exons. Gene Ontology annotation, cellular component: intracellular membrane-bounded organelle; cytoplasm. The record is from RefSeq and is a predicted model, not a curated record.
ACGCCUUGUUCUGAUAACAGUGGUGUUUAUCUGGAACGAGCUCUUGCGGUCACUUUGGCUGCUGGGGUUUUCUGGAGUCGUAGUUUCGUUGCUGUUCGGGUCUUAAAAUGACGGACAGCUGGUAUCUGCUGCAGUGGGUGGAUGGGACGAGCGCUGUGUUGUUCUUCUGUGUGUUUCUGCUGCUGGUGGAGUAUCUGAGGAAUAAAGCGCCGAGGAACUUCCCCCCCGGACCCCCCACUCUACCCUUCAUAGGAAACCUUCAUACCAUCGACACCACCAGGAUCCACCUACAGUUUAUAGAGUUUGCUGAAAAAUAUGGAAAUCUUUUCAGCAUUCAGAUUUUCGGUCCAAGAGCUGUUGUUGUGAACGGAUACAAACUGGUAAAAGAGUUGUACGUAAAUCAAGGAGACCACUUUGCUGAUCGCCCAGUCUUUCCAUUGUUUCAUGAUAUUUUUAAAGAUAAAGGACUUGUCGCUUCAAGCGGAUACGCCUGGAAGCAGCAGAGGAGGUUUGCACUUACAACCCUUCGGAAUUUUGGACUCGGAAAAAAGAGCCUGGAGCCCUCUAUCCUUCUGGAAUGCCGCUACCUGAUUGAAGCCAUGUCAAAUGAACAAGGAAACCGGUUUAAUCCCCAGUUUCUGAUCAACAACGCUGUGUCCAAUGUGAUCUGUGUCCUGGUUUUUGGGAGUCGGUUUGAAUACAGCAACAGUGAGUUCCAAGACCUACUAAAAAUGAUGAACCAGGCUUUUUAUCUAGAGGGAACCAUCUGGGCUCAGAUGUAUAACAUGGUCCCACGAAUUAUGCGGCGACUGCCUGGCCCGCAUCAAAGAGUUAUCCAACUGUGGGGCAACGUGUUUAACUACGUCCGGGCCAAGGUAGACGAGCACAAGAUGGACCGUGACUUCUCGAAUCCCAGAGACUACAUUGACUGCUUCCUUGAGGAGAUGGAAAAGCGCAAGGAUGAUAAAGCAGCCGACUUUUCUAUUGAAAAUCUGUGUUUUUGUGCAAUGGACCUUUUUAUUGCUGGGACUGAAACUACAUCUACUACUUUGUACUGGGGCCUAUUAUACAUGACCAAAUAUCCUGAGAUACAAGCCAAGGUUCAUGCUGAGAUCGACCAGGUGGUGGGGUCUUCACGACAGCCGUCUAUGAUGGACAGAGACAAUCUUCCGUACACUAAUGCUGUUAUCCACGAGAUCCAGAGGAUGGGAAACAUCAUUCCUUUUAACUUGGCCCGUGCUACUUCAAAGGAUGUCCAGAUAGGAGAAUAUACCAUUCCAAAGGGUGCAUCUGUCUUUGGUAACUUGACAUCAGUGCUGUUUGACGAGACGGAGUGGGAGACACCCAAAUCCUUUAAUCCAGGUCACUUCCUGAACAAUGACGGCAGCUUUAGGAGGAGAGAGGCUUUCAUGCCUUUUUCUGCAGGUAAGAGAGUGUGUCUUGGGGAGCAGCUGGCUCGAAUGGAACUGUUCCUGUUCUUUAGUUCUCUGCUUCAGCGCUUCACUUUCAAACCACCAGAGGGUGUGGAGCCCAGCCUGGAGUUCAAAUUAGGAGCCACACACAGCCCUAAACCAUACGAGCUGUGUGCUGUUCCACGCUAACACACACUAAUAAAAUACUUAAUUUUAAUAAUAAAAAAAAAAAUACUUAAUUUUAAUUUUAAUUAUUGUUUUGUUUAUUAUUUUACAAUAUAAAACACAAAAAUGACAAUAUAUUGUACAUUGAUAAUUGGUGUAUAUUAAUAUAGUUCAAACUGUUUUCAAACUAUUGGAUAAAACAUACAAAAAUGGCAAAUGAUUUGUUAUGAGUUUGUAUAUUAUACUGUAUAUAAAAAAAGUUUAUUAGCAAUUGAAGCAUCUGCUCAUUCAACAAUUAUUAUCAUUUUAUAUUGAUUUUAAUAAAGAGUUUAUUUCACUUUACUUCAGUAAUAGUCCCUAUUCUUCUGUGGAGGCUUCACACUAGAUGUUGGAACACUGAUGUGAGUAUUUGAUUGGAUUCAGCCACAUGAGCAUUAGUAGGGUUUAGCCCAUUGUUUAUUAUGUGACCUUUGGCACACAUGUAGAAUAUAAUGCUUGCAUAAUAAUCAAAAUCACUUUUUUUAUUUUAUGUAUCUUUGCAAUAAAUUCAGUCAGUCAUUCAGUA